Molecule: messenger RNA, 1344 nt
Organism: Fonsecaea erecta
Lineage: Eukaryota; Fungi; Ascomycota; Eurotiomycetes; Chaetothyriales; Herpotrichiellaceae
Exons: 1
Coding region: 1-1344 (447 amino acids)
Source: RefSeq, a predicted model, not a curated record
AUGGACGCGUCACGCAAUAGCCGAGACAUGCGCGCUGAAAAACGUUCGAAGAUGCGAGAGAGUUUGAAUUCAGCAUUCAACGAUCCACUGCAACAGUUUCACACACCAUUAGCAAUCCGAAACAUCAGUGAGUCUAUCGACAAUAACUCUGCAGAGCUCGAAGGCCGAAUUCGAAAGAUUUCGGACUCCUCGGACGAGCCUCUUGGUGAAGAACCAAAAACAACAUCUUUCUAUAUCGACGAACGGCAAGCACUGGUUGAAGAUCUGGACAACCAUCGUCGGGAAGCCCGCAGAGUCGCCCGCGAAGCCCUUGCGGCACUAUCACCAGGCAGCAAAAAAAAUGAGCUCAAGAGAGCUUUGAAAGAGCUUGACGAUACAGACAGCAUUAUCUUGAGAGAGAGGACUGCGUUAGCUGCCGACCGAAUGCGUGUUGAGUAUAGUAUGCUCAGUCGCCCAGGCAGUGUCAAAAUUGGCGAAGCAUAUAUGAUGGCGAUUACCGACAAUCUGCUCGAACCCGCAGGUUCAUCGUACAGAAAGAAGCACCAAAGGUCAGGGGCCGAUCAAACCUCAUUCAAAAAUAGGCUUCUCAAAGCCUACAACCCCGAAGGUUCUAAGCUACUUACAGAGUCUCAAGGAUCCAAACUAAUUUGGUGUCCUGUUUCCGGGAAGGAAUUUGGAAUGAAGCUCUUGACUGCAGCUCAUAUUAUUCCUUACUCCAUUGGCGAGACGAACGCAGCAUACCUAUUCGGAGUCAAGCCGCACGAAGGGUCUAGGAUUAUUUGGUCAGAGAAAAAUGGUCUCAUGAUGAACGAAGACCUAGAGAAGAUAUUCGACGAUGGACGAAUGGUUAUCAUGCCCGACCCAACGGACGACAAUGAGUUCAUCAGUAUUAUCCUAUGUCAAGAUCUGAAGAAGGUUCAUUGUUGGGCGAUCGAUGCGCCGUACGGCGCUCUCCAUAGGCGACGGCUUGAGUUUCGGACGCCCGCACGGCCCGGAAAAGGAUUCCUCUAUGUGCACGCAUUACUUACGCUAUUUCGCCGGCGUCGAUACAAUGUGCCUGGAUGGGAGAAGGACCGAGCAGAAGUAUUUCAUGGUCAAAUAUGGGCAACACCAAAAAAAUGGGCUCGUAAGAGUAUGAUCGAAGUCCUGGCUUUGGAAGUCGGAGAUAGUUGGGAAGGUAUAAAGGAAGUGGAGGCGGGCCUUGGAAACUUUCCUAAUGCAGCGCCACCUGAGGAGGAGAAGAGGAUGGCUCAGUGGAUAAAGUAUGCGUUGGAGGCUCGAGCCAGUCAUGUCGACAAGGACGAUGAAGAUGGGCUUGAAGAUGAUGAUGAAGAUGAUGAAUGA